GUGGCGCCCGCAUUGCUCACGUCCCUAACGUUAACACUCAUGUCGCCCGACCUCAUGCCUGAUCUUUCAGAGAUACAAGGACAACCAGUGGCUGAAACCGCAGAUGUCGCACACUCCAUUGCACAAUCUCAAAACGCAAAGCCUGCCGGAGACGAAGGUCAACCCAAACCCUUUUCUGGCCAUACGAAUGGAGUCUGGGCUGUCGCGUAUUCCCCUGACGGGAGGCGCAUUGCUACUGGAUCGAGAGACAGGACUAUCCGCAUCUGGAGCAGCAAGACAGGCAAACAGGAAGGAGAAACGAUCAAGGGCCCUGCAUCCGCGGUCAGGACCCUCUCUUAUUCGCCUAAUGGCAAGUUCCUCGUGUCUGGCACCUAUGGCCAGCUGUUGCAGUUCUGGGACGCGGGGGACGGGUAUAAACAAGUGGGGGAUGCGGUCAAAGCGGAAACCAGGAGCUUGUUGUCGGUACAGUACUCACCCGAUGGAAAGCUCGUGGCCAGCGCCGGCGGGGACUCUGGCAAAGUCAAGCUUUGGAACGCGCUCACGCACAAGCUUGUAGUCGAGCUAGAUGGCAGUGCUGGCAGUGAGGUUUAUUCUGUCACCUGGGCACCAGGCGGAAAUCGACUUGCCGCCGCUUCAAACGACCAUCAGAUUCGCAUCUUCGACGUGGAGAAGUGCAAGCUAGCGAUUCCCCCCAUUAACGUACACAAGGGCGAAGUGAACGUGGUGGCGUACUCGCCUAACGGCGCCUUCCUUGCGAGCGGGUCGGACGACCGUACUAUUCGCAUAUGGGGUGCGGAGACAGGAAAGACUGCCAAAGGGCCAUUCAGAUGGUUUGGUGUUGCCAGUGUCGCGUGGUCUCCAGACAGUCAGCAUCUCGUUGCUGGCAGUAGAUCGCCUGACUUGGUCGUAUGCGUCUGGGAUGUCGACAAGGGCCAAAUGCUUUUCAAUGGUUCUCUCCACAGACACAUUGGUUCGAUCUGGGCGGUCGCUUAUUCGCCAGACGGGAAAUACUUUGUGUCAGCAGAUAACAGCUCGGAGAGGGCGGAUGCCGGGCGAAUACAGGUUUGGGAUGCAAAUACUGGUAAAGCGGUGCUUCCUGUGAUCUCAGACGCAGAACAGCGUGAACUUGAAGAGAAAAACAAAGGUGGUCCCGGCCGUCAUGUCCAUUUUAGCAACGAUGGAAAGAUGUGCGCUGGAGAAGCCGUCACCGGUGUGGUGUGGUUCUCUGAUGGGGAGCUUUUUGUGACCUCUGGCGCAGAUGGAGGCGUGCAAGUCUGGGAUUCACGAACGGGCCUCCAGGUGGGCGAGCCAUUCAAACAAGGGCCUGUCAACGCACUGUCUAUUUCUGCAGAUGAUAAGAAACUAGCAACCGCUUCCGAUGACGCUACAGUGAGGCUGUUCGAUAUCGAAUCAGGGGAGCUGUUACUGGGUCCACUUACGGGUCACACUGGCGCAGUCUUGGCCGUGAAGCUCGCUGCUGACGGCUCCCGUCUCGUCAGCGGAGGUAACGACGGGACAAUUCGGUGCUGGGAGGGAGACACUGGAAAGAUGGUGCACGUCCUUGAAGCCCAUACCGGUCCUGUGUGCGCUCUCUCGCUCUCCAAGGAUGAAUCAAAGCUGGCCAGCGGUGCGGAGGAUAACACCAUUUUAAUUUGGGAUUGGCAGACGUUCGGCCGAGUUGCUGGUCCGUUCCGUCACGAUGACUGCGUACGUGCACUCUGCUUCUCGCCGGAUGGGACAUGCCUACUCAGCGGCUCCGACGACUGUACCGCGCGAGCUUGGAACAUUACCACCGGAAAUCUAGUGUUCGACGCCAUACAGAUACAUUCAGGCCCGGUCGGUGCAGUAGACUGGUCUAGUGACGGUUCGACGCUGCUUACUGCUGGAACUGACGACUGGACGAUCUGCGUUUGGAACGCCGCCACAGGCGAGCGCAUACAUGAGCCACUCGAAGGUCAUGGUGGUAGUUUGAAGGCUGCCGCGUUCUCCCCCGAUGGCGAGCGCAUCCUGAGUGGUUCAAGAGACUGUACGCUCUGUAUGUGGGAUGUAGCCACAGGUGAUAUUCUCCUGGAGAAAACGAAGUCUGAUAGUCAGAACGAGUCAGUUAGUCCUGGCCGCAGUCCAUAUGAACCCCAAGGAGAUCUACGUGCGGGAAAGCGUACCACUGACCUGCCGAGGCAUUCGUACGACAGUUUUAUGGAGAUUCCGGCUACUGUUACACGGCAGAGCAAGCAGGCCCACCAAGUUAGAAACUUUUGGGACGAUGCAGACCACAAAGGUUCCGAAAGUAUCCAGACCACCAAGCCUACCGAGAAUCGCCAGCGCAAAAUGGGCUUUUUGAAGGGUAUAUGGCGUAUUCGACAAAAUGAGUCUACAUCGAAACACAGCGCAAAGCUCAAAGACAAGAGCGCAACUUAUGCUUCUGCGAAGGGGCACGUCAUGCGCCGCAUCCGCCGUCACGGUACCAGGGACAAAGAUGUGGUCACCGCUCGUGAUAAGCCGCGCGUACUUGCAGCAGCAGAAAAGCCUCGCAGGAGGCGUAACUCGCAGGAAGAACCUGAGUCGGACGAAGGAAGCGAUUCGCCAGAAGAAUCAGAAGACCCCAAUCCGCCUGACACUAGAUCAGGUAGCGACAAUGAGAGCGAUCAUGGCUUGGUUGACACUGUGUUCUUCUGCCUUUGUAUUCCACAUUGCAAAUAAUGACCGAGCGACCAUGAAGUACGAUCAGCAUGUUUAUCGUCAGAAUCAACAGCUACUCCAUCUUCUGUUUCAAAGAUAUUUACUUUGUAUGUGGCAGGAUGGAACAUCAACUUAACCAAUUCUUUGAUACAUCAUCGUUUUUCGAACAGC
This is a messenger RNA of Coniophora puteana RWD-64-598 SS2, 2850 nucleotides long. Its product is annotated as WD40 repeat-like protein. The coding region runs from base 40 to 2700 and encodes 886 amino acids. Lineage: Eukaryota; Fungi; Basidiomycota; Agaricomycetes; Boletales; Coniophoraceae. The record is from RefSeq and is a predicted model, not a curated record. Gene Ontology annotation, molecular function: protein binding. The transcript has 7 exons.